Molecule: messenger RNA, 1653 nt
Organism: Schistosoma spindalis
Lineage: Eukaryota; Metazoa; Platyhelminthes; Trematoda; Strigeidida; Schistosomatidae
Source: the annotation of a GenBank genome assembly
AUGUUUGGUCUUCCUGGACUUUUAUGUACAAUAGAUCAGAAAGAUGAAGCUAGUAGUUUCAUAUUAGAUGUAAACCCACAAAACGAUAGCGCCUCCAUAAACAUUUACGGGCCAAAAGGACUUCGCAGAUUCCUUCGACUUGCUCUGGCAUUAUCAAGAGCUAAUUUAAGCUAUACUUAUGCUGUUCAUGAGUUGAUACUAGAAGAAAAACAUUGUCCUCCAAAUUGGCAAGACUGGGCAUGUUUAGAAGCUGAUAUAACUCGAGAUCCCCCAUUAUUUUGUGAACGUCCUGGUAGAGACAUUUUUGCGAACAGUGAUGGAUUCUGGUAUAAUAUUACAAAUAAUGAAGAAAACUGUGAAAUGGUGCAUGCAAUGUCUAUAAAACAUACGAUUCCUUCCGUAGGUUGGUUGAUAAUAAAGCCGGAUCAUUCACCUUCCUUGUGUGCUGAGACGGCUAUAAAAUUAGGCGUUCCCAAAGGACGAUUAAUGGGUGAACUGAAACGAGGUAAGACAGUUGUCAUUGAUGGUAAAACAGUUCUACCUGAAGAUGUUUUGAAACCGCGUUUAAGAGGUCAUCGUAUUGCAAUUAUGGGGGACACAUAUGAUUCUUCUGAACUUUUACGCCUUAUGCAGGUUUUGCAUACUACAAAUCAAAUUACUUCUAUAACUUUGGAUACUCUUGUACAUGAAGCUACUUUAGACGAUAGUUUAUAUGAAGAUGCAUUGAGCAAAGGUCAUUCUGUACCAAGAGUUGUAAUGAAAUUAGCCUGUCAACUUAAUGUUCGUCAAGCUAAUUUAAGCUAUACUUAUGCUGUUCAUGAGUUGAUACUAGAAGAAAAACAUUGUCCUCCAAAUUGGCAAGACUGGGCAUGUUUAGAAGCUGAUAUAACUCGAGAUCCCCCAUUAUUUUGUGAACGUCCUGGUAGAGACAUUUUUGCGAACAGUGAUGGAUUCUGGUAUAAUAUUACAAAUAAUGAAGAAAACUGUGAAAUGGUGCAUGCAAUGUCUAUAAAACAUACGAUUCCUUCCGUAGGUUGGUUGAUAAUAAAGCCGGAUCAUUCACCUUCCUUGUGUGCUGAGACGGCUAUAAAAUUAGGCGUUCCCAAAGGACGAUUAAUGGGUGAACUGAAACGAGGUAAGACAGUUGUCAUUGAUGGUAAAACAGUUCUACCUGAAGAUGUUUUGAAACCGCGUUUAAGAGGUCAUCGUAUUGCAAUUAUGGGGGACACAUAUGAUUCUUCUGAACUUUUACGCCUUAUGCAGGUUUUGCAUACUACAAAUCAAAUUACUUCUAUAACUUUGGAUACUCUUGUACAUGAAGCUACUUUAGACGAUAGUUUAUAUGAAGAUGCAUUGAGCAAAGGUCAUUCUGUACCAAGAGUUGUAAUGAAAUUAGCCUGUCAACUUAAUGUUCGUCAGUUAGUUUUAACACAUUUCAGUCAUAGAUAUGAUCGAAUAGAUUCUCCGGAUGAAAAUACUAUAAAAAGUGAAAUUGGUGAACAGGUGAAUUACUCAAAGAAAUCUAAAGGUGAUAAGAAAAACAAACCUAGUUUGCAAAUUAUCUUAGAUCAGGCCAAAUCUACAGACUUCAGUGGAGAUAUCAUUUUGGCUGAUGAUCAACUUUUAGUGAGAAUCCCCCCUGUAACACAAUAA